CAGGAUGUAGAAAGAAAUUUGUCAACUGAUAACACGCGAUCUCUGACAUGUAUUACGUAAUACAUGGGUAUAUUAGCGUUCAUGAGAUAGUAAUCAAAAUGUGACUUCAUUCAUCGAUGGCUAUCGGUGAUAGUGAUUGAUAUACACACAACAUUACAAACAUUGUCACAAUUUUGAGGUUUAUCGUUGGAAUUUUGUGUCGUAUCAGUUCAAAUGAUCGUUUAUAUCUAAACAAUUUUUAAUGAACAGAUUGAUGGAAUUUGACAUUGUCAUCCAAUUUGGGCUCAAAUUAAAAUUUUAGCUCAAGCUACUACAGCAAUCUACUACUCACGCUAUCAAGGUUUCAACAACACGAGAGUGAUUGACGAUGGGACUGCUGAGCGAAGGAAGUCCAUUGAGCUGGGAGGAGACGAAAGCCCUGUCACAGCAUGUACGAGAGCAUGGAAUCGAACAGUUUAUCAACCUGUAUGCACGACUCAAAGAUCGCCAGGAUGAUUGUCUGAAGUGGGGUGACGAGGUAGAAUAUGUUAUUGUGCGAUUUGAUGAUGAAAAUCGUGAGACGAAAGUGUCUCUAAGGGCGCGUGAAAUGCUUGCUGUACUUAACGAGAAAGAAGCUGCCGAUCCGAAAGGUGUGAAAUCGCUUUGGAGGCCGGAGUACGGUGCCUACAUGAUAGAAGGUACUCCUGGUAAACCGUACGGAGGUCUAUUGGCUCAUUUCAAUGUCGUAGAAGCAAAUAUGCGUUAUCGUCGCACGGAAGUUACGGAAAUGCUGCCACCAGGAGAACAUGUUAUGUCAAUCACCAACUAUCCAAGGCUAGGCUGUCCCAAUUUUACUUAUCCUAUAGCAAAGCCUACGCCUGAUGACGAAAGCUGCGCUGCACGAUCUCUUUUUUUCCCCGAUGAGGCUAUUUUUCCGGGUCAUCCCCGUUUCAAGACACUGACUCGGAAUAUUCGUCAACGACGAGGUGAAAAGGUUUCCAUCAAUUUACCAAUUUUUCGAGAUAAAAACACCGUUGUUCCCGUCGAUGGUAGUUUACCAGAUAAACCGGACUAUGUGCACAUGGAUGCAAUGGGUUUUGGAAUGGGGUGUUGUUGCUUACAGGUAACAUUCCAGGCUUGCAACAUUACUGAAGCACGUACCUUGUACGAUCAAUUGACUCCGAUGUGUCCCAUCAUGCUUGCUCUAACGGCGGCUAGUCCAGCUUAUCGAGGCUAUCUAACCGAUGUGGACUGUCGUUGGAAUGUUAUUUCUGCAUCCGUCGACUGUCGAACCAAGGAGGAACGUGGCGAGCUCCCGUUGAAGAACGACCGAUUCCGAAUAAAUAAAUCGCGGUAUGAUUCCAUUGACUCUUAUCUGUCACCGGCGGGUGAAAAAUACAACGAUGUUCCUUUAGUGCUAGAUGAAGCGUUAUACAAACGGCUGCGUGAUGGUGACAUUGAUCAUCUCUUGGCUCAGCACAUUGCUCAUCUAUUUAUUCGGGACUCGGUUUCAUUGUUUAGCGAAAAGGUUCACCAAAAUGACGAAGAAGAUACCGAUCACUUUGAGAACAUUCAAUCGACAAACUGGCAGACAAUGAGAUUUAAGCCGCCUCCUCCGAACUCACCAAUCGGUUGGCGCGUUGAGUUCCGUCCGUGCGAGGCACAGUUGACCGAUUUCGAGAAUGCUGCCAUUGUUUGCUUUGUCGUAUUGUUGACUAGAGUGAUUCUAUCCUAUAAACUAGAUUUUCUGAUUCCCAUCAGCAAAGUGGACGAAAACAUGCAAAAUUCCCAAAAACGUGGGGCUUUGCUGACGAAAAAGUUUUGGUUCAGAAAGAACAUUUCCGGAUUCCCGACGACUGCAGCAGCUACGAACGACGAAAUGAGUACGAACAACGAAAUGAACAAUCAUAGCGCUGAUGAAACCCCAAAUGGAAGUAGCAACACGGACGAUGAAUAUGAGUUGAUGACGAUUGAUCAGAUUAUCAAUGGAAAAGGGUGUUUCCCCGGGCUGGUGCCUCUGAUCAACAGCUACCUCGGUUCUAUGGAUGUUGAUGCCGACACUCAUUGUACCAUUCAGCAGUACCUGAAAUUGAUUCAGAAGCGAGCCUCAGGAGAGCUACUGACGACAGCUUCCUGGAUUAGAAAACAGAUUACGGAACACGAAGAGUACAAACACGAUUCAGUAGUGAGUGAACACAUCUGCUAUGACUUACUGACCAAAGCUAAGAACAUUCAGGAUGGAGUUCUGCCAUGUCCGGAAUUACUCGGCACUAAUAUCAGUUCCAAAACGGCAGACCACAUUCCGCCAGCCAUUGCGAAGCAUCUGACCAAACGAUGCUAAAACACCAAACCGGUUUCAAUCGGUACGGACGGAUUGCACGUUAUGCAUUUAGAAAUGUUGUUCUGCAAGGAAUCUAUUUGGCUAGCAUAAAACCGCAUGAUGCAACGGCCCUCCGAUCAGUGGCAGUUGUUCCAUUGUUUUUUAUGUACUUUUUACAACGAUACUAUAUAUAUUUGUAGAAGUUUUGAUCAGCUUUUUUUCACAACUUCAACGCCGGGAAGAUCAAAUCGUGUUAUAUAUAUUUUAAAAGAUUUUUUCAACUGUGUAUAAUUUAUUCUUAUUUUUUCCAAUAGAAUCAAACCGAUGAUUUCACGCAGUAUACUCUUUUGCGGGCCAGAAUAACUGUAGUAUUCCAGAGUUAUAUAAGAAUAAAAGAUUCGAAAAAUAAACCAUUGCAAUUUUAA
Malaya genurostris is the source of this 2724-nucleotide messenger RNA. RefSeq names its product glutamate--cysteine ligase (gene Gclc). Gene Ontology annotation, biological process: glutathione biosynthetic process. The transcript is spliced from 5 exons. NCBI's taxonomy places the organism in Eukaryota, Metazoa, Arthropoda, Insecta, Diptera, Culicidae. Gene Ontology annotation, cellular component: glutamate-cysteine ligase complex. The record is from RefSeq and is a predicted model, not a curated record. Bases 368 to 2320 code for a protein of 650 amino acids. Gene Ontology annotation, molecular function: glutamate-cysteine ligase activity.